Porites evermanni is the source of this 1227-nucleotide messenger RNA. The record is from the annotation of a GenBank genome assembly. NCBI's taxonomy places the organism in Eukaryota, Metazoa, Cnidaria, Anthozoa, Scleractinia, Poritidae.
AUGGCAAGAGCAAAUAAUGCGUUCAAGAUAGCGGCCACCACAAUCAACUUGAUUGUUUUCGUCCUAGUUCUAGUCUUCAAUUACGUCUCCACAGAUCCGAAAGAUGGUCCUUUGAACUGGCUGUUUGGAAAUGCAACAACGGGUGAAGUGUCGGGCAAGUACUACAUCGAAAUCACACCAGCAGGCUGGGCAUUUUCCAUCUGGGGUUUGAUCUACGCUUGGCAAGGCGCGUGGAUCAUCUACUCGUUGACUCUUCUCUGCAGAAAGAACGCCCCGGAGGUAAUUUCGCCUGUCCUCCAUGUGUUUUAUUCGCUCGCCAGUGUGACGAACAUUUGUUGGAUAGUAAUCUGGAGCCACGAGUGGAUUCAGGUCUGCGUGUUCCUACUCUUCGCCACGUCGUUCUUCCUUUACGCAACCUUGACAAGAUCAUAUAUGACCCUCAAUCUAUCAACGAAAGGAGUUCCAAGAGGCGACAGCAUCGCCACACAAAUCCUUGUAAACAACGGUAUCGCGCUAUAUGCGACCUGGUGCACGAUUGCAUCUCUUCUUAACCUUGCAAUGGCGAUUACUUACUUUCACGGCGUCGAUCAAGAUGUUGCCUCCACUAUCUCGCUCGUGAUUCUCGCUUUGGAGGUUAUCGUGUGGUUUUCGCUAGAAAACACUAUCUUGGACAAGUAUGUGAGGAAUACUCUUAGCGUCUAUCCUGUCGUCAUCUGGGCCCUCUCAGCAAGCAUCUCCAAAAACUGGGAUCCAGCGAAGAGAAAUUCCGUCAUUUCGGUGGUCUUGCUGGCUGUGUCCUGUACUNACAGCAUUGCCACACAAAUCCUUGUAAACAACGGUAUCGCGCUAUAUGCGACCUGGUGCACGAUUGCAUCUCUUCUUAACCUUGCAAUGGCGAUUACUUACUUUCACGGCGUCGAUCAAGAUGUUGCCUCCACUAUCUCGCUCGUGAUUCUCGCUUUGGAGGUUAUCGUGUGGUUUUCGCUAGAAAACACUAUCUUGGACAAGUAUGUGAGGAAUACUCUUAGCGUCUAUCCUGUCGUCAUCUGGGCCCUCUCAGCAAGCAUCUCCAAAAACUGGGAUCCAGCGAAGAGAAAUUCCGUCAUUUCGGUGGUCUUGCUGGCUGUGUCCUGUACUUUGUUAGUCGUCCGUAUUGUCAUUGUGGUAUGGAGAGGAAAGAAGCAAAAACGGCAAGAUGUAAACGGUUCAAAAAUGUUCUUGACUUAA